AAAAGGCCCAAAGAGGUGGCACGCACUCGUCAUCGUCUCUCUCUCUCUCUCUCUCUCUCGCCGGUGACGGAAUUCAAAAACACCCGCCUGUUAGCGUAGACAUAUCUCUCUCUCUCUCUCUCUCUCUCUCCGUCCCCAACUCUCGCUUGGUUUACGAUUCGAUUCGAUUCUUCUGCGCCUUUUUCUGGUUCGUGUUCGCUUUUUUGGGUGCUGCUCGCUCUCAACUUCUUAGGUGAAAUUGAUGAUUGGUUUCUGUGGUUCAGCGAUAAGAACAAGAAAACAGGGCGCUUUCUGUAGGUUUUGAGUUGAACUAUCGAUGGAGGCACGCCCUGCCAUUCGGAGAUCAGCUGCAAAGCAGCUUAGUCACAUGGGAGUGUCUGGAGCACUAUCUUCAUCUUUACCAGUCCUUCAACCCUCAUCGGAGGAGACGUAUCCCAAGUUGCAAGACACACAGCAGGUUUCGAUGGAAAGGCCUGUGGCACAAGCAGGUCACUUAACAUCUAACAGUGGCGUAGUUGGUCACAUAUUUUCAUCACCAUCAAGAUUCUCUACAGAUCUUCACUACUCAUCUGUUUCACCUCGUGAGAAGCAGUCAAGAAAUAAUCCUUUCAUUUCACAGUCCUCAAGUUCUGUGUCUAUGCCAUUACCACAUUCUUCUCCUUCAGGAGUUUUUCAAUCUACAGCAUCUUGUGCCUAUUCCAAAGAAAACAAUGGUUCCUGGGGUACAGAUUCUCUGCCAGGGUUCCUUGAUUUUCCUGUAAAUACCCCUGUUGAGAAUAGUCAAAUAGAGAGCAGUAGUUGUAGUGGCAUUCUGGCUGCUGAAGAUAUAAGUAAGCAAAAUGAUUGGCAGGAGUGGGCAAACCAGCUAAUUACCGAUGAUGAUGCUUUGACUUCUAACUGGAGUGACCUUCUUGUUGACAACAAUGUUACAGAUCUGGAACCAAAGAUGACAUACCAGGUUCCCAAACCAUCUUUGAAUUUUUCAGCUCAGCAGUCCCAAGUUUCUCAGCAACCUCCAUCUAGAGAAAUCCUUCCUGUUCAAUCUGAGGAUAUCAUUGCUGUUACUACUCCUUCCUCGGCUAACAGUGCCGCAGCGAAGCCGCGUAUGCGUUGGACACCAGAACUUCAUGAAGCUUUUGUAGAAGCUGUUAACCAACUCGGUGGUAGUGAAAGAGCAACUCCUAAGGGUGUGCUGAAGCUCAUGAAAGUGGAAGGCUUGACUAUCUAUCAUGUGAAAAGUCACUUGCAGAAAUAUAGGACCGCUAGAUACAGACCAGAGUCAUCAGAAGGAUCCUUGGAGAAAAAAUUGACUCCUCUCGAAGAAAUGACAUCUCUAGACUUGAAAACGGGUAUCGAGAUCACUGAAGCUCUGCGACUGCAGAUGGAAGUUCAGAAGCGGCUGCAUGAACAGCUUGAGAUUCAAAGAAAUCUACAGUUACGAAUUGAAGAACAAGGGAAGUACCUUCAAAUGAUGUUUGAAAAGCAAUGCAAGUCAGGUGGUGACAAGCUGAAUGCUUCAUCAUCCAGUUUGGACGAUCCGUCUGCUCAGCCUUCAGAGGCAAUGCAAGUUUCUCCUGAUAAAAGUGAAUUGGAGCCCUCCAAGGUGGAGCAUGGUGAGACUGAAGCUGAUGCUGUCAAAUCCAAAGUUGCAUCAGUAGAAUGUGCUGAGGAGCGGAUAGGGAAGCAAAAGUCACCUGAAACUGAGGCUCCCAAGGAUUGUGAGCCGGAUGUUUGUAUGUCCAGUUCCCAACCUCCUAAGCGUCCCAAAAUCAAAGAAUAAGCGUAUCAUCUGUUAAACCAGUGUUAGACUGACAAUCAUUCUUGAUUAUAGAAGGUUUUAAAUUUUAAGAUAGUCUUGGUUGCGAAAAAGAGCUUUUCUAGUCUUUUUUCUUUUUUCUUCUGAUCUUUAUAUUAUAAUAUUUACGUCGGCAUUGAAUAAUGCGAAUGCAGUCUGUUCUGUCUUGCU
Rosa rugosa (rugosa rose) is the source of this 1966-nucleotide messenger RNA. Its product is annotated as protein PHOSPHATE STARVATION RESPONSE 1-like. Bases 317 to 1780 code for a protein of 487 amino acids. The transcript has 9 exons. The record is from RefSeq and is a predicted model, not a curated record. Gene Ontology annotation, molecular function: DNA binding; DNA-binding transcription factor activity. Lineage: Eukaryota; Viridiplantae; Streptophyta; Magnoliopsida; Rosales; Rosaceae.